Messenger RNA from Numida meleagris (helmeted guineafowl), 2178 nucleotides. RefSeq names its product nuclear distribution C, dynein complex regulator (gene NUDC). The coding region runs from base 79 to 1104 and encodes 341 amino acids. Gene Ontology annotation, biological process: protein folding. Gene Ontology annotation, cellular component: cytoplasm. Lineage: Eukaryota; Metazoa; Chordata; Aves; Galliformes; Numididae. The transcript is spliced from 9 exons. The record is from RefSeq and is a predicted model, not a curated record.
CUUCCGCUUCCGCCCAGCCUGCUUCCGGUUCCGCUUAGCAGUCGCGUGAGGGCUCUGAGGAGACCGGUGGCGGGCAGGAUGGGGCUGAGCGCGGAAGAAGCUGCGGAGCAGGAGGAUCGCUUCGAUGGCAUCCUCCUGGCCAUGGCUCAGCAGCACCAAGGCGGCGUGUGCGAGCUUGUGAACACAUUCUUUAGUUUCCUGAGGCGUAAAACAGAUUUCUUCACUGGUGGAGAAGAUGGCGUAGCAGAGAAGCUGAUCACAGACUCCUUCAACCAUCACAACAAACUAGCUCAGAAGGAGCGGAAGGAGAAGAAGGCUCGACAAGAGGCAGAACGACGGGAAAAGGCAGAGAGAGCUGCAAAGCUUGCCAAAGAAGCAAAACAGGAGACAAAUGAGCCAAGGAUUAAGGAACUUACAGAUGAGGAAGCAGAAAGGCUGCAGCUGGAAAUCGAUCAGAAGAAAGAGGCACAAAAAGAGGUUAACAAUGUCCCAGAGAAAUCCUCAGAGGAUGAAGGUGAAUCUUCAGAUUCUAACAAACAGGAAACAGAUGAAGAUGAGAAGGAUGAGAAUGAUAAAGGAAAACUUAAACCCAAUGCUGGCAAUGGAGCUGACCUCCCAAAUUACAGAUGGACGCAGACUCUUUCAGAGCUGGAUCUGGCCAUCCCUUUCAAGGUGAAUUUCCGGCUGAAGGGGAAGGAUGUGGUGGUGGAUAUCCAGAGACGGCGCCUCAGAGUUGGCCUGAAGGGCCAUCCUCCUGUUAUCGACGGAGAACUUUUCAAUGAAGUGAAGGUGGAGGAGAGUUCCUGGCUGAUUGAAGAUGGUAAAACGGUCACCGUGCACCUGGAGAAGAUCAACAAGAUGGAAUGGUGGAACAAACUAGUCUCCACAGACCCAGAAAUCAACACCAAGAAAAUUAAUCCAGAAAACUCAAAGUUGUCAGACCUGGACAGUGAGACUCGCAGUAUGGUGGAGAAAAUGAUGUAUGAUCAACGACAGAAAUCCAUGGGCCUCCCCACGUCUGAUGAACAGAAGAAGCAAGACAUUUUGAAAAAGUUCAUGGAACAGCAUCCAGAAAUGGACUUUUCAAAGGCUAAAUUCAACUGAUCCCUCACCUUUUCCCCGCUCUUUCAGGCAGCCCGUUGAAUGGGACAGGAUACGUAUUGCCGGAUAAGUAGGGAUCCCUUACCCUGGGCAAGUAAACACUUGCAACAUCCCCAGCUGAGCUUGCUGUGGAGGCAGCUCCAUGAAGUCGUCCUCAGUUGUCCUGUGUUGAGCAGAACGCAAGGCCACAGAACCAGCCUGCAGCAGCUCCAGUCAGAGCCAUCUGUGGCACUUCCCAAGCAGCAGUUAGGAGAGAAGGAGGGGCUAGAGCAAAAAGGGUGUUAAGGCUUCAAGAGCCAGGCUUGAGAGAUUUGGGGACAUAUCCUUAAUGUAUUGCUUAGCUUAAUCUGGCUCGUCAGAGCUGUUCAUCCCUGCUUUGCCAUUUCAGUUCUGGCUGCAGGUGCUCCUGAGGUUUUACUCCCUCCCUGCUCUGGCAUUCCUGCUCUCCUGUGAAAACAAGGGCCAGUUUAUUUUAGGAAAUAAUUAUGUGUCUGCCUCCCUGGGCAGGGAAAACAGCAGUCUUUUCAAAAAAACCAAAAAGUAUCCAUUGCAGUAGAGAAAGACUGCUCCUCCUCAUUGCUGUAACCCAUCACUUUAAGGUAGCAGAUGGCAUUGUGCUGCUGCCCAAAAACUGAAUGGGGAAGGAUAAAACUGGUUCCUUUUUCUCACCUGUAACGGGCUCUAGGUUCAGUCACAUCUGAACAGAGGGUUUAGUGGCUGAGCUGCACUCAGGUGCCUUCCAUCCUUGCUGCUGCUUCUGUUGCCAGAAGUGGAACAGACUUGACCCCAUAUGGCUCAAGGAAGGGCUCCCAUUCCAGCUGGAGAGGAUGACGUGCUGCCCUAGGGCAAGGGAAGGCUAGGGGUCUGUGGCUGUGGGCAAGGGGAGGGUGUGGGGGUCUUUGGGAUAAUGUUCUUACUGAGAGUUCACCUGCCUCUUUUCCAAGAGCCCCUCUCCCUGCCGCCUGCUGACAGGCAUUGCUGCGUUCUCUUCUGAGCUCCUGCUGACAAGCGGCGUUACUCUGCAUGUUCGUAUCUUUGUUAAAACUGCAGUGCAACAUAAAGAAAAAAAGUGUCCAA